Molecule: messenger RNA, 2174 nt
Organism: Fonticula alba
Lineage: Eukaryota; Rotosphaerida; Fonticulaceae
Exons: 4
Coding region: 79-2163 (694 amino acids)
Source: RefSeq, a predicted model, not a curated record
CUCUGCUCCUCCUCUUCCGUACAGUUCCUGUUGCCUUCCUCCUGCUCGCACACGGGCGCGCGCGCAUCCCAGGCACCGAUGGCCCCGCCCGACACACCGAGCGUGCCGCUGGUCCGGCAGGGGCUGGACUACCUGGCCCUUUGGCGCGGCCGGCCAGCCAAAUACAACCACUGGCACAGCUUCACCAUGCCCGGGGAGGUCGACGUCGCCGGGGGUAUGCAUUUGUUCCGGCACGACAUCAGUCGCCUGGUGGCCUAUUUUCUGGCCAGCUCCGAGGCGCUGGAUGCCAGCGUCACCCAGUCCGGGGGCGAGCGCAUUGCCAGCUUGGAACUUGUCACGCCCGGACCGGCUGGCAUGGCGCACACGCUGCCGGUCCCGCCGGUGCCCAAGCCAACCUCCCCUCCGCGCGCGCCGCUGGGCCCGGAUGAUGCAUACAGCUUGCGCCUCUUCCGGGCCUGCUGGACUGCUCUGGAUUUCUCCCUCAUCCAUGUUAUCUACUCCGGGCGAAAUCACGCCCAAACGCUGCACUCCUUCUUUGCCGUGGUCCUCGAGCUGCUCUUCGCCGGCCGGGACAUGGCUACCCGCCUGGCGGUCAUCUUCUGCCUGUAUGUGCUUUUCUUCACGCAGCCCAGCCUACCAGCCGGACUGGCGCCGCAUGACAAGGAUCUCUUCCCGAAAACCAUCUACACCCUGCCUGUUGUGGCCAUUCGUGUGACCCCCGGCCUUUGGCGUGAGCUUCGCUGGACCCUGCGACUUAUGCACGACUUCUUGCAAAUCCCCCAGGAGCCGGGGUCCCUCGAGGCCGGGUCCUCGGCACCCCUCGGCCCGGAGCACCUCGACUUGGCGCGCUUUCCCAAGGCCUCCCUCCGUGGGGCGGUCCUCUGCAUGGUUCGCCUGGAGGCGGCCGGGGCCUUUCACUUCGGCCUGUUCCACAGUCCCAGCCUGCUGGAACUUGGCCUGCCGGUGGCAUCCGACGGGGCGGCGGGGCCACCACCACCACCUCCACCACCACCGGCUGGCGAUCAGGCACAUCCUGCCUCGGGGCAUGCAGAAGACAGCAGCGAUGAAGACAUUGCUGCCGGGGACCCAACCGGUCUGGAGAAUCUGCACCAGCUGGUGGCCUUGAGUGAGCGCAUGGCCGAUCCUCUUGGGGCCCUGUUCGCCGAGCACCCCGAGCACCAACCGGGCCAGUCCGAUGCUCCUCGGGCUUUGACAGAUGCCCGGCCGCCCUGCCUCGAUGUUGCGCGUGAGCACCUGGCCACCGGGGUUCGUCGCCUCGAGCAGGCCCUGAUCUCGGCGCCGACAAUGCUUGUUGCUGGGCCACUGGCCGGGCCGAAUGUGGCUGAUCGAUAUGCCGCAGCCAUGGAGGGGGCUCGUGCGGCGGUGGACCCGGAUCUGGCGGCUGCAUCUGAGGGGGCGCGGCUCGUGGCGGCACUUGGGGCGCCUGGCGCCCGCCCAGGCACCUGGGGCUUCAGCGCCGGAGCAAGCGCCACCGGCAUGGGCACCGAUGGGCGGCCAAUUGGGCCGCACUUUGCCAGCGAGCCCUUCCGCCGAGCCACGGACCAUGCAAAGCAUCUGCCAUCGGUGGCCUUGCGCAUGGCGCCGGGCCCGGCUUCCAUGCUGCCCGCGUCGCCGCUGCCAGCCCUCCUGCUGGCCGAGCCGCCGGCCCUGCCUCCGGCCGGUCGGUCCUUCGGCUUCACCACCCCCGGGUCCGGUGUGGCCAUCCUCAAUGAGUCGGAUCUGGAGUCCGAUGGGGCGGCUCCCGGAUAUGAGCAGCUCUCCCAGAGCGACUCCAGCCCGGAUGGCAGCGACGACUUGAGCCCGAACUCCAGCGGGUUUGAGUACUUUGAAGCCACGGCGCAGCACAUUCGCUCGCAGCGCCACCCCACGGCCCGGGGCGACCUCGAGGACGAAGGCUCGAACGGCCACCAAAGUGACCACAAUCCCUUUUCCUCCUCAGACGAAGAGCAGAACCCCUCGCUCGCGCAGGCCGUGGGGGGGGACACCUUUUCCGACUUCUCCGAUAGUGACGACGACCAUGAGGAGGACCGCCUCGAUGACGGCGCGCAAAUGGUGACGGUCCAGGUGCCGGCUCGGCGCCGGGCCUCGGUUGCCCAUGCAUCGCCUUCCCCUCCGGCUGCCAAGCGGAUACGACCCUCUUGAUAACGGGGGCG